AGCGUUUAUCAUGGUUCAGCGUCCGCGUUUCCCCCUUACAUUUCCGCUAUAUCUCAUCGUUCUAUAGGCUAUAUUUGCCGACGAUCUAGCAAGCAUAUCAGUUAUCAUAGGAUUCGUCAAUUCUUCCCCCGAGUCUCCACCACCCGCCAAGAUUUCGGCCAUCGGGACCCUUAUCAUGCGCUAAAGACGCGAGCGCCCUCCCCCUCGUGCGGAGAUGCCGUCGGUCAGAACGGCCCUUUCUGGGGCUAUAUCUAUCCAUGGAACCUCGUGUGCCAUAGCCUUCGACCAUUUCUCACUCUCUAUUAUACCACAAGAGCUCUAAGACGGCUCGCCAUAUAUAUAUUCAUUCUCCCAACCCACAAUGGCACUUCUGGAGACACUUGGUCAUCCCUACCUGAAGUCCCUGGCCCAUCGUGGCUACAUUCAGGGCACCACUCUGCACUCCAAAGCAACUAACCAGCCCCUAUGUCACUACUUCGGAUCUGUCCGAUAUGCCCUUCCUCCUCCUGAAAGAUGGCGCCGGGCACAGAAGCUCCCCCAGUCCUAUUCCUACGGCACCAAAGACCAACCCGCCCCAUGCGACCAAGACGCUGCCGUCUGUCCGCAGCCCAGCUUCAUGGGUCGUCCGUACACGAAGGGGUUCACAGAGGACUGCUUUGAAGCCAGCGUGUGGGUACCGCUGGGAGAGCCCCCCAAGGAAGGCUGGCCGGUUCUUUUCUUCAUCCACGGAGGCUGGCUACAAUUCGGCCACCCGAACGGAUUCUCGGCCGCAGCCCUACUAGGCGAUGCUGGACUCAACGCCGUUGUCGUCCUUCCAGCCUACCGGCUGAACGUCUUCGGUUUCUUAUACUCCUCGGAGAUCGAGAAGGACGCCGCCUCCGUAGGCGAAACAGCAGGCAACCACGGCUUCUGGGACCAGCGUCUAGCCCUAGAAUGGACGAGGGACAACAUCAGCCUCUUCGGCGGCAACCCAUCCCAAAUCACCGUCUCCGGAUACUCAGCCGGCGCCUACUCAACAUUCUACCAACUGGCCUACGACCUCCAAUUCCCCGCCUCCCAAGCAAUAAUCAAACAAGCCUGCAUCUGGUCCAACGCCGCCGCCGUGCAGCCCAAGUCUCCAGCCUCCGCCCAAGAACAAUUCGAUCAACUCCUCUCAGCCCUAAACAUUCCCAGCACCCUCCCCUGGGCCGAAAAGAUCUCCCAUCUGAGGUCCCUCCCCUCCCAAACCCUCCUCGACGCCGCCAUGAGCGUGCAACUAAACCAAUACCGCCCGACCUCCGACUCAGCCUUCAUCCAACCCACCCUCUUCAAAUCCCUAGACAGCGGGGCCUUCGCGCGCACCCUCUCCGCACGCAACAUUCGCAUCAUGCUCGGCGAAUGCCGCGACGAGCGACACCUCUACGCCGCCUGGUUCCCACCACAAGCCGACAGUCUCUCCGCUCUCCAUUCCAGACUUCUCGCAGAUUAUCCGCGCCACGUCGUGGACACGCUCAUGAAGCUUCACUACCCGGACGGCAAGUUACCAUCGUGCUGCGAGAACUGGGACAAUGAUGCCUUCGGGCGGGUGUAUGCCAAGAUGCAGGUGCAUGAUAUGCAGCGCGGGCUGAUUCAUGCUCUUGCUAGUGGCGGGGCGGGACAUUUGCUUUAUCGGUAUCGGAUUGAGUGGCGGGCCAAGUGUGUGGAUGCCAAUAUUCCGCCCGACUGGGAGGUUACGCAUUCGAGUGAUUAUCCGAUUUGGUUCUGGGGGAAUGGGCAUGUGUUGGAGCCGGAGGAGAAAGGUGUUAUUCGGCGGGCUUUGAUUGAUCCGUUUAUUAGGUUUGUUCAUGGGGAGGAUGUGAAGUGGGGUACGACGCAUCAUCGGGAGAUGAGGACUUUGAAGCCUGAUGGAUCGGUUGAGAUUGUACAGGAUACUGCGCUUUGGGAUGAGGCGAUGCGCGUCUGGAAGGCGUUGCGGGAGGUGGGAGAACCGGAGGCUUCUGCUGCGAAGCUCUAAAGGAAGGGAUUCAGUAUGGAGAGGGCCUUGAUCCUGUAUAUAUCACAUGAUGUCUAUAUAUGCUGCAUCUACUAGAGACUACGAAUAUCUGGAAGGAUGCUUUAGAAUCACUUGUCAUUCAUAUGGUCGACAUAGUAUGUCCCUGACGACCAUUGAUCGUAAAUAAGCUGUGGCAUAAAUAUGGAAAU
Molecule: messenger RNA, 2181 nt
Organism: Aspergillus piperis CBS 112811
Lineage: Eukaryota; Fungi; Ascomycota; Eurotiomycetes; Eurotiales; Aspergillaceae
Product: putative carboxylesterase
Exons: 4
Coding region: 362-1993 (543 amino acids)
Source: RefSeq, a predicted model, not a curated record